Molecule: messenger RNA, 2993 nt
Organism: Poecilia latipinna (sailfin molly)
Lineage: Eukaryota; Metazoa; Chordata; Actinopteri; Cyprinodontiformes; Poeciliidae
Gene: ldb1b
Product: LIM-domain binding 1b
Exons: 11
Coding region: 448-1686 (412 amino acids)
Source: RefSeq, a predicted model, not a curated record
GGGCAGAGCAGAGGCAGGAGCAAAAUUCGCCAGACACACUAACACACACACACACUCUCUCUCUCUCUCUCUCUCUCAGACAGGCGGCUGUGCAGCUGCGCCGUUUACAGCUACAAACUGUGGGAGAAUCUGAUCCUUUUGUGCGAGUGUCUGUUUGCUCUUUCCUAACCUCGUCUUUCCCCCUCUUUUCGCUCUCUCUCUCUCUCUCUCUCUCUCUCUCUCGCCCUAUCGCUCUCUCUCUCUCUUUCUCUCCACGUCCCCUCCUCUCUCCGUGCUCCCUGUUGGUGUAUCGGUGUGUGUUUGUGUGUGUGAAACGUGGGGAUAACAGACGCUUAUGUGAGCAGCCUCAGUGGCUGGCUGGCUGGCGAGAGAGAGGGAAGGAGAGGAAAGGGAUAACAGAAGCCACCGCCAUCAUUCUGAUCGGAUUCACACCAGACAUGUGAGAAGAUGUCCGUGGGCGGCUGCGCGUGUCCCGGCUGUUCCUCCAAGUCAUUCAAGCUGUACUCCCCCAAGGAGCCCCCCAACGGUAGCACUUUCCCCCCUUUCCACCCCGGCACCAUGCUGGACAGAGACGUGGGUCCCACUCCGAUGUAUCCGCCCUCAUACAUGGAGCCAGGUAUAGGGAGGCACACACCAUAUGGUAACCAAACAGACUACAGAAUAUUUGAGCUCAACAAGCGGCUACAGAACUGGACAGAGGAGUGCGACAACCUGUGGUGGGAUGCUUUUACUACAGAAUUCUUUGAAGAUGAUGCCAUGUUGACCAUUACUUUCUGUCUGGAAGACGGUCCCAAACGUUACACGAUUGGUCGGACGUUAAUUCCAAGGUACUUCCGGAGUAUAUUUGAGGGCGGGGCCACGGAGCUCUACUACGUACUGAAACAUCCCAAGGAAUCCUUCCACAAUAACUUUGUUUCCCUUGACUGUGAUCAGUGCACUAUGGUCACUCAAAACGGAAAGCCCAUGUUCACACAGGUGUGUGUAGAGGGCCGCUUGUACCUGGAGUUCAUGUUUGACGACAUGAUGCGGAUAAAGACAUGGCACUUCAGCAUCAGACAGCACCGUGAACUCAUCCCCCGCAGUAUACUGGCCAUGCACGCCCAAGACCCACAGAUGCUUGACCAGCUGUCCAAAAACAUAACAAGAUGUGGCCUGUCAAACUCCACCCUCAACUACCUCCGGCUGUGUGUUAUUCUGGAGCCCAUGCAGGAGCUGAUGUCCAGACACAAGACAUACAGUCUCAGCCCCAGAGACUGCCUCAAGACCUGCCUCUUCCAGAAAUGGCAGAGGAUGGUGGCGCCGCCUGCCGAGCCGUCGAGACAGGCCCCCAACAAGAGGCGGAAGCGUAAGAUGUCAGGCGGCAGCACCAUCAGCGGCGGAGGCGGGGCCAACAACAACAACAACAACAAAAAGAAGAGCCCCGGCAGCGGCUUCCCUUUGUCCAGCCAAGUUCCGGAUGUGAUGGUGGUGGGAGAGCCCACCCUGAUGGGCGGGGAGUUCGGCGACGAGGACGAGCGUCUGAUCACGAGGCUGGAGAACACGCAGUUCGACGCGGCCAACGGCAUCGACGACGAGGACAGCUUCAACAACUCUCCGGCGCUGGGCUCCAACUCGCCCUGGAACAACAAGGCCCCUUCCAGCCAGGAGAGCAAGAGCGACAACCCCACCUCGCAGGCGUCCCAGUAGAGCCCCGGGGCGGGACCCCCCAUAACCUCUAUACAGACCCCUUUGUCAGCCCCCCCACCCUACCUCUAUAGCCAUGACUGCAGCCAAAUUGGUCCAUAGUCUGAUUUGCAAACCAAACACAGCUGUAGCGCUCAGAUUCACACCGCAGGUAGCCUGAAGGAGCUCCGUCUGUCCUCUGACUGAGCCAGAGAAAUGUUUAGGCACUGUGUCCCAGCACUGUUUCUCUCUCUGUCUCUCUCUCUCUCCAUCUCUCCCUCUCCCUCCAUCUCUCUUUCUCUCUCCUCCUCCAACUUUUUACACAAAACGACCCCGUCCGCUGUUGUUCGUUUUCAUUUCCGGAUGGGGAUAGGGGUUGACACGACCGAGAAGUAGCAGGAAUUUAUUCCACACAAGAACCAAGUACACUAACCUAUCGGAGACCGAACGCUCGCUCGCACGGAGGGGUGGGUGGGCGGGGCGGGUGGGGGCGGGGCUUCACGGCGGUGGCGAGUCGCUACCUGUCAUCUAAACACGACUCCGGAUCGUGGCCUGCUCUGCCGAUGCAUAAGCCAUCCUGCGUGCGUGUGUGUGUGUGAGCGAAAGUGAGUGUGUGUGUGUGUGUGUGAGAAGAGAAAACCUGAAGUGUUUAUCUUUGGCUUUGCUGAAGCAGACGGGUCAGAACCGAGCGUCGGUUUUCAGAACUAACACACUAGUAUGAAGGCUAUUUUGAGGCACUAGGGCAAUAACACACAUGUACAUUCUCACCCAUGCAAACACACAUGAUAGUAAAGGUCAUGAUUGAAGGAUUCUGAGUGCCCCCAGUGCCCCAACCAUCUCUGAUUAGACUACAGUGACUGCAGUCUUUCAAAUGGAAAGCAUUUACAACACACACAAACACACACACAGCUACACAUUUUAAGAGUUUUUAUACAGUAUAUAUAUUUCCCUAGAAUGUUUUUUUUUUAAUUUGUAUUAAACGCCUUCAUUUCAAUUACUUUUAUUUUUAAUUUUCUACCAAUACUGAAAAGCUACAGACCAAGGAGCAACGCAGGACUUUUAUCCUCCUCUCCCCCCUCAAAAAUAUAUUGUUUUUUUUGUUUGUUUUUUUUUAAUCUUUUAUGUUUAUAAAAGAGAAAUAAUUUAGUGUGGAUGUUUUUAUUUUGUCUUUUUGUUGUUUUUUUGGGGAUUUUUUGUGUAUUUGUGCUUGUAUAUUUAAGGUAGUAGCAAAGUUCUGUCUGACUGUAAUAAAAUGUAUUCUUACUUAGAUUUACCUAAAGCCAUCCCGAUCUAAUGUAAAGAAACAAAAAUAGGAAAAAGGAGAAAAAACA